AUGAUUAAUGUUCAGCUUCUCCUGCAGGCCUUGAACGCCCGGUCCGUCGAGAGCAUUGAUACCAGAGCUUCCCGUAUCUCUCAGCAUCUCCGUCUCCUUCGUGCAGAGAUCGAAAAUCAGCACAAGUCUUUGGCUGCAAUUCUCACCACGGGUUUUCAAACCGUCACUGCUACCAUCGAGAAGGGUUUGCGGGCGAAUGGAUAUGUAUUUAUCGAUGCUGGAGGAGCUGGGGGAGUAAAAGGCAUGAUAGUGAUGCUAUUAAAGAAGAUAUUUGAUAUCUGCAACCAGGUAGUGGGGUGGUGGACAGGUAGCCAGGAAGUAAAUGAGAAGGAGGAAGAGGAUAGUGAUAUGAAAUAA
Molecule: messenger RNA, 357 nt
Organism: Trichophyton verrucosum HKI 0517
Lineage: Eukaryota; Fungi; Ascomycota; Eurotiomycetes; Onygenales; Arthrodermataceae
Exons: 2
Coding region: 1-357 (118 amino acids)
Source: RefSeq, a predicted model, not a curated record